This is a messenger RNA of Leptosia nina, 708 nucleotides long. The record is from the annotation of a GenBank genome assembly. Lineage: Eukaryota; Metazoa; Arthropoda; Insecta; Lepidoptera; Pieridae.
AUGAAUGUGCUGGCUAUGCACAAGUAUAACAAAAAUUUUGUUAAGUUUUGGAAUUCGACUAAAAAAAUUAAUGGUGUUACUAAAUUGCCUACAAAUAUAAAUAAUGAAGAAGACCCCUUAUUGAUCGCGAACACCUUUGCGAGUCACUUUCGUGUCUCGCCUUUACCUAUACCCUCACCCGCUAUUAAAAUUGAUGGGAGCAGAGUUUGUGUAGGAGAUGAUGAUCGUCUAAUAUCUCCGGAGACUAUAGCCUUAAUUAUAAAACAAAUGUCGCGCGGCAAGUCUCCGGGCUUUGACGGCUUAAGCCUUGAGCACAUAUUGUUUGCGGGGAAGGAAAUCUUUUCGAAAUUAAGACAUUAUGAUCCUAGAGAUCCCACGGACUUAAAUUUAUCAGAAAGACUUAUGCAACAAUAUAUGCAGAACCAUAAAAGUAACAUGCAGACGAUUUACAGUAUAAUACAUGACUCAUCAUUCGCGGAACGUGAAGCUAUCACUUUACGACAUAAUUCUCACAGAGAACCUGAGACAGACUAUGCACCUGACCAAACGGUUUACAUAAAUAAUCCUAUGACUUCUCGACGUAAAGUAGCUCCACGAUACUUAGCUGAUAAAGUGGUAUCCAACCAACCUAUCCAUAUUUACACCUCAAAGAAAAAGUUACCUGUUUCCAAAUCCCGUCCUAAACGGUUACCAAAAAGCAAGACAUAA